AUGAACAAGGCGCUUAUUGCAGCAGUGAAGGAAGGGGAUGUUGUGAAGACAAGAUCCAUUCUUGAGGAUGAGGCAAUUGAUAUAAUCCAGGAAGACGUAGAAGAUACAGAUGGGAAGACAAUUCUCCACAUUGCUUCAGAAGAAGGGCACAUCCAGUUGGUAAAAUACAUCAUUGACGUGAGGGAUAAGUUUAUUCAGCAGAGCGGGAAUGAUGACAAUUGUCCUCAAGAUGAGUCUCAGAGUCGUCUUCGGAAUCUCGCUCAAUAUCUGGAUAUCAAUGAGAGUGAUAAUAAUGGUUUUACACCUCUCUACCUUGCCUCAAGGUUUGGUCAUUUAGAUGUGGUUGAAUGUGUAGUCAGACAUGGAGCAGAUGUAAACAAAGCAACAUCAGAUGGCGAUACACCCCUUUGUAUUUCAUCAACUAACAGUCAUCUGGAUGUGGUUGAAUGUCUCGUAAGUUCGGGGGCAGAUGUAAAUAAGAUGGGGAAGAGUGGGGCAACACCUCUACAUUACGCAUCAGACAAUGGUCAUUAUGACAUUAUGAAAUAUCUUAUUUCUCAAGGAACGAACCUGAAUAGUGUGGAUGACCUUGGCCAUGCGCCUCUACACCUAUCAUCAGAGAAGGGUCACUUUGAUAUUGUAAAACACCUCAUUGCUGAGGGUGCAAACAUCAAGGCAGAAAAUAACGAGGGGAUUUCACCGCUAUAUGUGGCUGCACAGGAAGGUCAUUAUGUUAUCGUGGAAUAUCUAGUGAGUGCAGGAGCAGAUGUCAAUAAAUCAGAUGAAGAUGGACGGACACCUCUUCAUGUGGCGUCACAGAAUAAUCACAUAGAUAUUGUAAAAUAUCUGAUUGCUAAGGGUGCAAACAUCAACGCAAAAGAUGAUCAGAAGGCUUCCCCAUUAUAUCUGGCUUCACUUGAAGGCCAUCUUGAUAUCGUUAAAUGUCUGGUGAAUGCAGGAGCAGAUGUCAAUAAAUCGACUGAAAAUGGAUUGACACCUCUUCAUGUUGCGUCAGAAAACAAUCACAUAGUUAUUGUAAAAUAUCUCAUUGCUGAGGGUGCGAUCCUGAACGUAAGCGAUGAGGUAGGAUUUACACCAUUAUUUCUGGCUUCAUUUAAUGGUCAUCUUGAAGUUGUUAAAUGCUUAGUGAAUGAAGGAGCAGAUGUGAACCAAAGAGAAAUUAAGUAUCGUCGGACAGCUCUUGACCAGGCUUCACAAGAAGGACAUAUAAACAUCGUGAAAUACCUAAUUUCUAGCGGAGCUAAAUUCAAUGGCGCAGAUAGCAAUAACCCUUCACCAUUACAUUUAGCAUCACAUGGAGGUCAUCUGGACGUUGUAAAAUACCUCAUCACCAAGGUAGAAGAUCUGAACUCAUUAGAUGAUAAGGGAGUUACACCACUGUAUGUCGCUUCACUGGGAGGACAUCUUCAUAUCGUUGAAUGUCUGGUGAAUGCAGGAGCAGAUGUCAAUAAAUCGAAAAAGGAUGGAUGGACACCUCUUCAUGUAGCGUCUCAGAAUGAUCACAUAGAUAUUGUAAAAUAUCUCAUUGCUGAGUGUGCAAACAUUAACGCAGAAAGUAAUAAUAAGAUCUCACCUAUAUACAUGGCCUCUAUGAAAGGUCAUCUUGAUAUCGUUGAGUGUCUAGUGAAAGCAGGAGCAGAUGUAAAUAAAUCGACCGAGGAUGGACGAACACCUCUUCAUGAAGCGUCUCAGAAUGAUCAUAUAGAUAUUGUAAAAUAUAUCAUUGGUGAGGGUGCAAUCCUGAACGUAAGAGAUAAUGAAGGCUUUACACCCUUAUUUUUGGCUUCAUUAAAUGGUAAUCUUGAAGUUGUUAAAUGCUUAGUGAAUGAAGGAGCAGAUGUAAACCAAAAAGGAAAGUAUCGUCGCACAGCUCUCGACGAUGCUUCACAUAAAGGACAUAUAAACAUCGUAAAAUACCUAAUUUCUAAUGGAGCUAAAUUCAAUGGCGUAGAGAGCAAUAACCCUUCAUCAUUACAUUUAGCAUCGCAUGGAGGUCAUCUGGAAGUUGUAAAAUACCUCAUCACCAUGGUAGAAGAUCUUAACUCAUUAGAUGAUAAGGGAGUUACACCACUGUAUGUCGCUUCACAGGGAGGAAAUCUUCAUAUCGUUAAAUGUCUGGUGAAGGCAGGAGCAGAUGUCAAUAAAUCGACUGAAGAUGGAUGGACACCUCUUCAUGUAGCGUCACAGAAUAAUCACAUAGAUAUUGUAAAAUAUCUCAUUGCUGAGAGUGCAAUCAUCGACGCAGAAAGUAAUAAUCAGAUCUCAUCCAUCUAUCUGGCUUCAAUGAGAGGUCAUCUUGAUAUCGUUAAAUGUCUGAUGAAUGCAGGAGCAGAUGUCAAUAAAUCGACUGAAGAUGGACGGACACCUCUUCAUGUAGCGUCACAGAAUGAUCGCAUAGAUAUUGUAAAAUAUCUCAUUACUGAGGGUGUAAACAUUAACGCAGAAGAUGAUGAGGGGAGAUCGUCCGUAUACACGGCUUCAAAGAACGGUUAUCUUGAUAUCGUUGAAUGUCUAGUGAAUGCAGGAGCAGAUGUCGAUAAAUCGGAUGAAGAUGGAUGGACACCCCUUCAUGUAGCUUCAGAUAACAAUCAUAUAGACAUUGUAAAAUAUAUCAUUGCCAACGGAGCAAACAUCAACAUAAUGGAUACCAACCAGAUGACAGUAUUAUGUUUCGCUGCAUGGCAAGAUCAUUUUGAAAUUGUUGAAUCUCUAGUGAAUGCAGAAGCUGAUGUUAACAUGGCCACAAAGGAUGGCAAAACAGCUCUUCAUGCUGCCUCUCAUAAAGGCUAUCUAAAUAUCAUACAAUAUUUCAUUACGCAUGGGGCAGAUAAAGAGGCACGUGAUAAUAACGGUUGGACAGCUUCGCAUUUUGUUGCAGCGAAUGGUCACUUAGAGUGUUUGAAAUAUCUCCUGAGGAACAGAACUACCGAUGAAGUUGAUGAUAGUCACAACGCUCUUGAUGGAAAUAUACAGACGUUAAAUGGUGUCACACCACUAAUGGUUGCAGCGAGGGGAGGACAUGAAGAAUGUGUUCGGAUGUUGCUUGAUAACGACGCAGACAUAGAGAUAACAGAUAACGAAGGAUGGACAGUCCUCCAUCAUGCAGCAGCAAGUGGGAAUGUAGCAGUUGUGAAUUAUCUACUGGAUCAGAAAGACCUACUGAGUUCAAGACGUUCAAGACGAGGUUAUUCACCUUUAGAUGUUGCAUUGCGAGCAGGAAAAGCUGGAACUGCACGGAUUCUCCUUGAUAAGAUAAAACAUGACACAUCGGUAAUACACCAGAGCGAUCGUGAAGGAUUUACACCUCUUCACAUUGCUAUUGAAAUUGGAUUAACAUCAAUCGUUGAAGAGUUGAUUUUUCUCGGUGCUGAUUUAAACCAGGCAUCAAACGAUGGCCAGACACCAUUACAUACUGCUAUCAGACUAUGUAACUGUAAGAAGAGACAAGUUGAAAUGACACCAGCUUUAGACCAGAUACAGCAAGAGAGUGAUGACACCCUAUCACCGCCAGAAGCUUUGAUACAACUCCUAGUAAAUCAAGGAUCUAAGAAAGGCAUCAAGGAUAAUGGCGGGUAUUUUCCAGUGCAGUACGCCAAGGAUGAGCACAUUAAGCAAAUGGCAUUCUAUAGGUCAUCGGAAGAAGAUUUUGAUACCCAACGUGGCAAGUAG
Messenger RNA from Lytechinus pictus (painted urchin), 3690 nucleotides. Its product is annotated as serine/threonine-protein phosphatase 6 regulatory ankyrin repeat subunit B-like. NCBI's taxonomy places the organism in Eukaryota, Metazoa, Echinodermata, Echinoidea, Temnopleuroida, Toxopneustidae. Bases 1 to 3690 code for a protein of 1229 amino acids. Gene Ontology annotation, molecular function: protein binding. The record is from RefSeq and is a predicted model, not a curated record. The transcript has 6 exons.